UGCAUUCCGUUUUUCUCCUUUUAUGUAUCAGUCGUAAUACAUUGUUUUAGAUAUUGAAUUCUGUCUCGACCAAAGGCUUAUUUGACGGUAUACUAUCCCUGAAUAAGAGUUGGGAGUGUACCAAAUGACAGAUCAAAGUAUGAAAGAAGCGAAUCUCAAUUGUAUAAACAGAAUGAAUGAUUAUAGUUAAAAUAAAUUAAAACAAUCUUAACCAUUGUGUAUACUGUAUAGGUUAUAUGGUUAAAAUUCUCUUUUCACCUCUUAUGCACGCAUUACAUGUCUAUGAGGAUGUGUAAAUUUACAUCAUGCAACCAAUUCUCCUUGAGAACUAGAAAUCUAGGUUUUUUUUUUUUUUGAAAAAAUACAAAUUUUAUGCGAAACAUUACGGAUUAAGUAAUAUAAUCUGUAUAAUAUCCUCUUACAACCAAUAGAAGUUGCUUUUCUAACAAAUUUUUUUACCUAAAUAAUAAAUAUCCAUCUCUCCAACCAUUAAAAUCAAAAUUCUAAACAUGUUUGUUGGAAAAAAAAAUGAGUAAAGUGUCAUUUAGUUCCUAAUAUUGAAAGAGGUUGUUAGUUAUUUACUAGUUUAAAUUGAGGUGAAUUACAUACAAAAAAGGUUUUUCUAAAUAAAAAAUCUCCUUUAUCUUUUUUCAUAAAAAGAAAAAUAUCUUUUCAAAUUUAAAACUUGUAAUAAUAGAAUAAAAUAAAAAAAAAAUAGAUUCUUUUUAUUGGAGGUGUAACGAAUACUUUGUAAUUUAAGGGGCUGCAGCUGCACUCACCUGAUUCGUUCUAAAGGUUUCGACGGUAAAGAGGUCAUUGUCCUUUACCUCUUACCUCUUCAUUCUCUUCCCUUGAUUUGUUUCAUUCUCUUAUUGGUGAUUCAGCCUCAAGGUUUUAGUGAGGCGCGUAGACUGCGGCGUUGUCCUCGUCAAUUUUCUAUAAGUGGGCUCUCAAUGUGUCUUUUCCUUUGCGAGUCUCUGAUUCUGGUGUUACAUAAGCUUAUUUAUUAAUUAUAUCAUCUGUUUUAUUUCACUAAUUAGCUUAUUAUUGAAUUAAUGUGGCAACUCCUUGGCUAAAGUGGAGUUAAAUUUAUUACGUAACACAUGGCUUCCUUGAUGGAGCUAUUUAAGGCCCCGUAACUCCUCUCCUUACCUUCAUUCUAAUUAAUCAGUUUUACACAUUCUCUCUCUCUCUGAAGACUCGAAAUGGUUCUUUCGAAACCUGCCUCUCAGACAGAUGUCUCUGUCCAUUCAACCUUCGCCUCUCGCUAUGUCCGCGCCUCCCUCCCCAGGUUCAAGAUGCCGGAACAAUCGAUUCCGAAGGAAGCGGCGUACCAGAUCAUAAACGACGAGCUGAUGCUUGACGGGAACCCUCGGCUGAACCUGGCCUCCUUUGUGACGACGUGGAUGGAGCCUGAAUGCGACAAACUCAUCAUGGCUGCCAUCAACAAAAACUACGUCGACAUGGAUGAGUACCCUGUCACCACUGAGCUCCAGGUAACAUCCCACUUCUUCCAUGCUUCUCUACCUUCAAUAUCUAUUCCAUCAAUACAUAACAUCCUCUUAUUGCCAAUCAACGCCCUCAAUUUCCACUCUCAACAAAAUUACUCUUUUAUCUCACCAUUUCAAUACAAAAUCAUUCUUUUUUUUAUUUAUAUAUAUAUUUGUAUAAGAGCCUUAAGAGGACCAUUUUCUUAAAUUGCUUUUUCUUGC
Molecule: messenger RNA, 1712 nt
Organism: Cajanus cajan (pigeon pea)
Lineage: Eukaryota; Viridiplantae; Streptophyta; Magnoliopsida; Fabales; Fabaceae
Source: RefSeq, a predicted model, not a curated record